ACUCCGGAUUCGCUGUGUUGGCCUUCAAUCCAAAAAUGGAAUGCCCUCAAUACAUCCAUCUCAGGGACCUUGAUUCGCAAUCAUCCGCUGGCUGUUUCGUGCUAUCCCGGAAUUUACCAGGACCCGAGAGAAUGCGCCAACAAAUUUUCCCAGUGGUCAAACUCCACUUUUCAAGAGUUCUCCCCCGUUGGGUAUUCCUAUCCAACUCAUGACUCUUGCCCUCCUGUUGAUUUGCGCUCGGGGCAAGCACCGGGCACGUGUGAGCUAGGACCAGCCCCAGUCUACACAAUCAACGCAACAGAGCCUGAGCAUGUUGCUGCCGGGAUUGCAUUCGCACAAAGUAACAACAUUCGUCUAGUGAUAAGAAAUACUGGCCAUGACAUCUUGGGAAAAUCUCAAGGUUACGGUUCACUUCAGGUCUGGAUCAAGCACAUACAAAAAGGAAUUUUCUUCCAAGAACAUUAUAUCCCUUCCGAUGGAUGCACCAGCAAAGGAUGGAAGGGUGGUGCUAUGACUAUCGGUGGAGGGUACGUUUGGGAAGAUAUCUACAAGCUCGCCUUCGAACGUAACUUGACCGUCGUUGGUGGUGGUGACCCGACUGUUGGCUGCAUUGGUGGUUACACCCAGGGUGGUGGUCACUCGCCUGCCAGUCACGACUAUGGUCUCGCGGCGGAUCAAGUUCUGGAGGCCCAAGUUGUGCUUGCCAAUGGUCGGAUUGUGACGGCUAACUCCUGUCACUAUUCCGACCUCUAUUUUGCUAUCCGCGGGGGCGGCGGCGGUACCUACGGCGUUGUCACCUCCAUGACAGUCAAAGUGUAUCCAAGCAAACCUGUUGUGGCGCAAUCUCUCACAAUCGUCCCGUUAAGUGAAGACGGUCAAUCACUUUUGGAUGCUAUUACCGAGAUCUACCAAGAAUACCCAAAUAUCAUGGAUGCGGGCUUUUCAGGGUACGGUGCUUGGUCUAUUAACAGCCCCUCGCCUCUCUUCGCUGAUCAGGAUAUUGGCUAUUUCCACACUGCUGCGGCUAUGAACCAGUCACUCACUGAUGCCCACAAAGCAUUUGAACCGCUUCUUUACGUUUUGGAGAAGUACAAUGGUACUUCACUGCAUAUUUCGAUAAGUUGGUUCGAAUUUCAGACAUAUGGGGCAUAUUAUCAAGCAAUGUCUGGUGUGCGUCAACCGGUAGGUUCGAUGAACGGGGCUAUGUCGUCACGAAUGCUUGACAAAUCUGCUUUGACGAAUGACCCGUGUUCUCUGCGGGCUAUGAUAAAAGUCAUCGCCGGGGAGGUUAAUGAGCAGACAGUCAACAACGUGGAGCUUGUUGGUGGCGGUAAGGUUUUAACCGAUGGAGGCGACAGAUACUCUGGCGUCAAUCCUGCUUGGCGGUCUACCUACAUUGUCAAUAUCGUAGCCCGGCAAUGCGCCGACUCUACCUCUUCCAAAGCUAUCAGGGACGAUAUAACGUACAAUAAAGGCGGGGCUAUGAUGAAGCUGACGCCACAUUUAGGUGGUUACAUGAAUGAGGGAAAUCGAUAUGAUCCUCUGUGGACAACGAACUUCUAUGGCACAAACUACGUACCACUCACCAUUAUCAAGAAAAAGUACGACCCUAUCGGCGUCUUUUACUGCCCAACUUGUGUAGGCAGUCCGGAGUGGUACCAGAAGUAUUUGGAUGGAAAACAGUACGGUCCACUUUGUCCCACUGGGCUAUGA
Molecule: messenger RNA, 1713 nt
Organism: Penicillium soppii
Lineage: Eukaryota; Fungi; Ascomycota; Eurotiomycetes; Eurotiales; Aspergillaceae
Exons: 4
Molecular function (GO): oxidoreductase activity; FAD binding
Source: RefSeq, a predicted model, not a curated record